CUACUUGAGGGUGAUGCCAGGACGAACGAAUAACCAAUGAUUUUUCACACUAACACGAGCAACAAUAUGACAAGCAAAGAGACCGAGUAUACCUGUGAAGAAGUAGUUCUUGGGAAUCGAAAGGACGCCUCUUUCAGUGGAAUGCAGACUGCAUCAUCUCAUGGUUUCACAUCGAAGGGAGGAAAAAUCGCAAAUCAGUUGUCUUCCUCUUCUUCUCUAUCCGCAAAGAAAGCGAAACAAGGCCUWYCGUUAUCUACAGCAGCCAUCAAUAGGUCGAAGAUGCAAGCUUCCUUUGCCGAAAGAACGGCCACGGAAAUGGAAGAGAUUGUGAACUGGUACAAAAAAUACGAAGGAGAGGAAAGGCUAAAAAAGACGAAUCAACAGAGCCAAUCUAUGCCAGAUAAUGCCUUUAUUGUCGACGACUUUGAGRAUGACGCCGCGAACGACGAUGCAAAUYAUAGUGGUGGCGAUKGUCCGGAGCAGCUUUACGACACGAAUUGUAAUAGCUUCAUAGGUGUUGAUGAAGAACCAUUGCACGAGAAACUUAUCAUCAACGACGACGAGUCCGUUGUUGUGAAGGAUUAUUACACCCCUAUUCAACGAGSGCGUAAAGUAGCCACGCCGAGGACUUCAUCCCUCACAAAGAAAUCACCCCGUAGUUUUUUCUCUUCUGCGGUARGGUCUGUUACGAGAUCGAUAUCCAAGCGAGACAYAAAUGAAAACAGCGAAUGCGCUAAUGUUCCUCCRAGAGAUAUCAAAAUCGUGAUCACGGACGAUGACGAGUCGUCAGUAAUUUCAUCAAUCACUACUCCACACUUCGAGAGAAGAAAGCUACCUCAAUAUCUUCCCAUCGCCGAUGGCGCAUUAGAGGGCGASAAGUCGUUACUAUGUGACAUCAAAACCGUUGAGGAAGUCGAUGCUGAAUUUCGCGAGAAAGAAGAGGAGGUUUUGUCGAUGUUGUCGCCCCCAAAAAACGAACAACGAUCCCGAWCUCCAGUCGAGACUUCAGACAACUACCGCGACGAGGAAAAGGAAGUGCUAGCAAUGCUGUCGUCUACCUCCGCUGAAUGCUGUGCAAGCACUCAGAGUCAAAACGAUGCCGGCGCCAAUCACACYGAAACAACAUUUGACUCUACAAGUGGUAAGGGCAGUCGGGUGGCUUCGACGGUAAUUUCCAAUUGUGAAACUACAAAACAACAGGCCCACACUCAAAUCGAGGCCGCAGAUGAUUUGAUCCGCAGAACAAAGGAGAUGGCAGAAAUCAUAGCACAGCUACCAGAUAGUUCGUCUUCGUCAAGUAAUGAUCUCGGAAGUGACRAUGGCAAUAACGAUAUUGUCGAUGUCUACAAUACUAGUAAUGGAGAUAUCCUUGCGAACAGCAGCGUYACCGCAUUUGAAACCCCCUCGUUGUCCUCAGAGAUGAAACCUCCAAUACAACUCGAAUGGAAUCUUGAGAAUUCUUGCACAGAUCACWCCAUUCAAUCAAAGGCGGGUAUUGGAAUGCAAAGGGAAAAUACUGUUGAUGGAAGUGAGGAGAAUUUACCGAACCAAGAGUCAAAGGGCAUGAUACUUGGUAUUCAACCGCGACGAUACGUUCCUUAUGUUGUUCCAAUCACUUCAAUGAUUGUUGGAUGGGUAAUGACUCAGUGAAGCGACUUCCUGGAGUUACUUGUUCGUUGAACAGUUUCAGACGGCAAUAAAAUGGCAAAUUUGAUCAAGGGCUAUGAAGAAAACGCUAUUGGGUCGCCCUCAGUUCAUUUCGAUGUAUAGCUUUGUCUUUACACUUUGCCUGAAAUAGGUUGUAUAGCUUUGUAUUUGUACUUUGCCUGACAUAAACCGCCCACGAUAAAAAAGGAGGAUGUCAAGAUUAGGGGAAUUCCUUGCCAGGAUAAAUUUUGUUGGUAAAUUUCUAUAAUUAAAACAGUGUCGUAUC
Molecule: messenger RNA, 1933 nt
Organism: Pseudo-nitzschia multistriata
Lineage: Eukaryota; Bacillariophyta; Bacillariophyceae; Bacillariales; Bacillariaceae
Source: the annotation of a GenBank genome assembly